ACCCUUAUUCUUACAUUGCCACACUCUUUGUUGAACGGCGCUACUCCGGGGCUCCGGGCUCCGGCCAUUGAACAGUGAACGAAUUUCAGGCGUCUAUUUGUUACUCCGUAUUACGGGGUCGUCUGUCAAGCCUCGGUAUCGACGUCGCUGCUGAAAUUUUUCCGCUGAUCUCUUCCAUCUUCAACUUCCAACCACGUCUUCUCCCGCGGCGUCCAAGCUCCGCUCCGUCUCGAUUUCAAUUCUCACCUUAAGCCGCCAUUGAGAUUUCGGUCCAUUAGUCCAUAUUAUCCAGCUUUGCCGGCCUUCCGUAAUCCGUCCGGCAGUCGUCAUCGAUAGCCGCCUUUCGAAGGUGACCCCGGUUAAUCCGGUCGGGUCAGGGAAAUUGGGUUGAUGGACUAUGAGUUGGUCUACUUAUUAAGUGACCUCAAAACCCUAAUUUUACCUUGUGCUGUUGCACUCUGAUGAUCACUGCGGCACUCCAUUUCGAAAUCAACCAAUCCGGAUAAUCAAAGAAGUCCAUAGUCUAGGGAUGUCGAAAUCGGCAUCUUCGUUGGAUACAGAGGGAUCUCAGCCGGUCGGAGAUGGAGACCGUUCUGCAAAUUUACCUAGAACGUUCAAAUACUUGCUUGCUACGCAGUUUUUGGCGAGAGGUAUACCAUUCAUAUUCAACUCCUGGAUAGUCCGACACCUCAGUGAAGAAGAUUACGCGCUGUAUGCCAUACAAUUUCACCUGUUCAUCACCUGUGUCCUGUUCCUCAGCCGUGAAGGUUUCAGAAGGGCAUGCAUGAGGGCAGAUAUUAGUUGUGAUGGAUCUUCAAUGAGAGAAAAUGCAGCAAAACUUUUGAAAGUAGCCUGGAUCAGUUUCCCCUUAGGGCUAAUUAUCACACUUAUUGGAUGCCUGUUUGUCAUAUGGUGGCAGGACCUAAGCUAUUCUAGUCCGUAUGCACAGGCCAUUUGGAUAAAUGGAUUUGCCUGUAUAGUGGAGCUACUAGCGGAGCCUUUGUACAUCUUAUCUCAGAAUUUGCUUCUCCUAAAGUUGCGACUGAUUUUAGAAGCUGCUGCUACACUUUCACGUUGUGUUACAACAUACAUGCUCAUUGUAAAGCUACCUGAUAUGGAGAAAGCAAUUGUUUUUGCUUUGUCACAAACUGCAUAUGGAGCUUGUAUUUUCAUUGGUUACUGGGGCUAUUUUCUUCUUUUCCAUGUAUUUAAAGUUUCGGAUCUUUUCCCUUUUAGUGUAAUGGGCUAUGAUAAGGAUCUUUCAAAAAUGUGUACUCUUUUUACCUUUCAAUCCUUUCGUAAGUUGCUUCUCCAAGAAGGAGAAAAGAUGGUUCUUGUAUGGUUGGAUACACCUUACAAUCAAGCAGUUUAUGGGCUUGUUGAUAAAUUAGGGAGCUUAGUGGUGCGACUUGUGUUUCUUCCAUUUGAAGAAAGUUCAUAUGCCACAUUUGCCAGGUCUACUUCAGGAGAAUAUGCACAGAAAAACAAGAAAUUGGGGAGAAGUUUGACAAAUGCUCUAAAACUUGUUUUGCUAAUAGGGCUGGUAGUAAUGGCAUUUGGUCCCAGUUAUUCUUACUCUGCGAUUAGAUUGUUGUAUGGUCAAAAAUGGAGUGAUGGUGAAGCUCCAAGAGCCCUGAAAUACUAUUGCCUUUAUGUCGUAGUUUUGGCUAUGAAUGGAACAUCUGAAGCGUUUUUGCAUGCAGUUGCAAAUGAGAAUCAACUGAAGAGGUCAAAUGAUUCCUUGCUUGUGUUCUCUUUGAUCUACCUAGUACUGAAUGUGUUACUUAUACGAUCAGCUGGUGCAGUUGGACUAAUUCUAGCAAAUUCUUUGAAUAUGAUUUUUAGGAUAAUCUAUUCAGCAGUCUUUAUCAAGAAUUAUUUCCAGGAUUCCUCAUUUUCCUUCCGUAGCUGCUUGCCUUCAGGCUGGACCACCUUGUUUUUUUCUGGAGCAGUGACAAUGGUAUCAGAAAAGCUAUUUCUGGACCAUGAUGAUUUUUGGAGAACAUUCUGUAUUCACUUCUCUGUUGGGUUUACCUGUUUCCUUGUGACGGCUUUAACCAUCUAUCGCCGAGAGAGGAGCUUUAUCAACAACAUCAUACGAUUCCGUGAGCACGCAGACUGAACCAGGAUUUUCACUUGUGAAAGUAAGAUUCAACUCUCAGAUUCUGAAUAUAUUUAAAUGUCUACCAACCAAUGAAGAUACUCGCAAAUUGCUCUCGAAAAAGCAAGGAAAAAGUAGAUCGUGUUUCGGUCAUUUGCUUACACUGUUAAUGUAACCACUGAAUUGCUAUGGGUUUACAUCGCAAACAGGAUUGAUGGUGGAUUUGAUGUCAGAGGCCACCUGCUAUCUUUAUCCCAUUCAAUUUUUCUGUCUAGAAUAUUACUGGAUACUGGUAGUUUUAGCUCCAAUCACACUUUAGGUUUAAGCUUAUUAAUUCAGCAAAGUUUUCUCAUUUUUUCAAGGUACAUAACCAAGUUCUAUUCAAUUUUGUAAUUUUAUGGUAAUUGUAUCAUCAAUUCAUCAUUGAUGACAGAUGUUAAUUGAAGUUUAAUGUAGGAAGCAGAAUAUGCUUUUGUUUCUCA
Molecule: messenger RNA, 2583 nt
Organism: Ipomoea nil (Japanese morning glory)
Lineage: Eukaryota; Viridiplantae; Streptophyta; Magnoliopsida; Solanales; Convolvulaceae
Product: protein RFT1 homolog
Exons: 14
Coding region: 530-2122 (530 amino acids)
Biological process (GO): dolichol-linked oligosaccharide biosynthetic process; glycolipid translocation
Cellular component (GO): endoplasmic reticulum membrane
Source: RefSeq, a predicted model, not a curated record